GGGUCCGGGCCGGGAGAGGUGUGCCGCGCCGGGAGCCGCCGACUCUGAGUCCGGCUCUGGGAGGCGGGGCGGGGCGGGAGGAGCCUGCCCGGGGCUGGAGCCCCGCGCGGCGCUAAAGCGGGUCGAGCGUCCUCCUUUUCUCCCCGCCUCUUCUCCUCCUCCCACCUGGGCCUCUGCGUGGAGACGCGCACCUGGCAACCGGAGGCCGCGUCCCCGCCUUCUCCGCUGGCGCCGGGCGCCGGGAGCCUGCCCGGGACCUCGAGACGGCCCCCGGGGCCCGCCCCUCCGCUGGAGCCGCGCUCGCUGCAGGCAGCCUCGAGCGCUCUCUCGUUGAUGCCGUUUUGGAGGUGACCGGCGCGGCGGCCGCUCUAUGCUGGGGCAGCGUUAGUGGCAGCGGCUCCGUGGGACUCCAGGGCGCGGCUGCGAGGUGGCGGGGCGCCCCGCCUGCAGUACCCCGCGCGCAGCUCAGGUUUCGGGGCGCUUGAGGAGGCCGCCACGGCGGCGCGGGAGCGGAAGAUGUUGGAGCUGAGGCACCGGGGAGGCUGCCCCGGCCCAGGGGAAGCGGUGGCUCCCCCACCCCGCGAGGGAGAGGCAGCCGGCGGCGACCACGAAACCGAGAGCACCAGCGACAAAGAAACAGAUAUUGAUGACCGAUAUGGAGAUUUGGAUUCCAGAAUAGAUUCUGAUAUUCCAGAAAUUCCACCAUCCUCAGAUAGAACCCCUGAGAUUCUCAAGAAAGCUCUAUCUGGUUUAUCUUCAAGGUGGAAAAACUGGUGGAUACGUGGAAUCCUCACUCUAACUAUGAUUUCAUUGUUUUUCCUGAUCAUCUAUAUGGGAUCCUUCAUGUUGAUGCUUCUUGUUCUGGGCAUCCAAGUGAAAUGCUUCCAUGAAAUUAUCACUAUAGGUUAUAGAGUCUAUCAUUCUUAUGAUCUACCAUGGUUUAGAACACUAAGUUGGUACUUUCUAUUGUGUGUAAACUACUUUUUCUAUGGAGAGACUGUAGCUGAUUAUUUUGCUACAUUUGUUCAAAGAGAAGAACAACUUCAGUUCCUCAUUCGCUACCAUAGAUUUAUAUCAUUUGCCCUCUAUCUGGCAGGUUUCUGCAUGUUUGUACUGAGUUUGGUGAAGAAACAUUGUCGUCUGCAGUUUUAUAUGUUCGCAUGGACUCAUGUCACUUUACUGAUAAUUGUUACUCAGUCACACCUUGUCAUCCAAAGUCUGUUUGAAGGCAUGAUAUGGUUCCUUCUUCCAAUAUCAAGUGUUAUCUGCAAUGACAUAACUGCUUACCUUUUCGGAUUUUUUUUUGGGAGAACUCCAUUAAUUAAGUUAUCUCCUAAAAAGACUUGGGAAGGAUUCAUUGGUGGUUUCUUUUCCACAGUUGUGUUUGGAUUCAUUGCUGCCUAUGUGUUAUCCAAAUACCAGUACUUUGUCUGCCCAGUGGAAUACCGAAGUGAUGUAAACUCCUUUGUGACGGAAUGUGAGCCCUCAGAACUUUUCCAGCUUCGGAAUUAUUCACUUCCACCCUUUCUAAAAGCAGUGUUGAGACAGGAAAGAGUGAGCUUGUACCCUUUCCAGAUCCACAGCAUUGCUCUGUCAACCUUUGCAUCUUUAAUUGGCCCAUUUGGAGGCUUCUUUGCCAGUGGAUUCAAAAGGGCCUUCAAAAUCAAGGAUUUUGCAAAUACCAUUCCUGGACAUGGUGGGAUAAUGGACAGAUUUGAUUGUCAGUAUUUGAUGGCAACUUUUGUACAUGUGUACAUCGCAAGUUUUAUAAGGGGCCCAAAUCCCAGCAAAGUGCUACAGCAGUUGUUGGUGCUUCAACCAGAACAUCAGUUAAAUAUAUAUAAAACCCUGAAGAUUCAUCUCAUUGAGAAAGGAAUCCUACAACCCGCCUUGAAGGUGUAACUGGAUCCAGAGAGGGAAGAACUGACAAGAAGGAAUUCUGCAGAAAAACACUGACAGAUGUUUUGUAAUUAUACAGAAAAAUAGUUAGAAAUGCAAUAGAUUGAAGUUUUGGAGACAUGUUUCUCUCUGAAAUUGCUGUGAAUAUUUAACAAACACUUACUUGAUCUAUGUUAUGAAAUAAGUAGCAAAUUGCCAGCAAAA
Cebus imitator (Panamanian white-faced capuchin) is the source of this 2103-nucleotide messenger RNA. It is a transcript of the gene CDS1, whose product is annotated as CDP-diacylglycerol synthase 1. The transcript has 13 exons. Lineage: Eukaryota; Metazoa; Chordata; Mammalia; Primates; Cebidae. The record is from RefSeq and is a predicted model, not a curated record. Bases 517 to 1902 code for a protein of 461 amino acids. Gene Ontology annotation, molecular function: phosphatidate cytidylyltransferase activity. Gene Ontology annotation, cellular component: endoplasmic reticulum membrane.